This is a messenger RNA of Durio zibethinus, 784 nucleotides long. RefSeq lists its product as uncharacterized. The record is from RefSeq and is a predicted model, not a curated record. NCBI's taxonomy places the organism in Eukaryota, Viridiplantae, Streptophyta, Magnoliopsida, Malvales, Malvaceae.
AAAAAAAAGAGAGAAAGAAAGAUACAAGCAAUUAUAAAGUAAUUCCUUGAAUAAAUAGGAAAAUUUGUGAAAGGCAGAGAAAGAACGAAAGUACCAAGAGAGGGAGAAGAAACCGAAGACCAUUUGCAGAAAUUUGUUUCUUGUUUCCCUUCUGAAUCUAUCAACAGCUUGUUUUUGGAAUUUGCGUACAUAUCGUUGAAAACUCAGACCAGAUUCAGCAUAGAUUUUCAGUUUAUUUCAAGGCAAGGGAUGUGGAAUAUGACGGCCCAGUAUUCUCCUCUCUUUUAUGCACUUGUCUUGCAAAACAGGACAGCUAGAGAUGCAUAGUCGUCCAAGUGAGGCCGGUAGGCCUGUCUUUGGUAGAAAUCGGAACUUACGGCAGUCUUUAAUGUGCAAAUCUUCGAGUGCUGUGAGGUUUUCGAGUCCCCUUGAUAGAGAUUCCAAAUUCUGGAGGCUUUCCAUGCAAAGAUUGGUUAAAGUGGAAGGAAGCAUCACGCCCUCGUCAUCUGGAAAGGAAACCGUAUCUGCAGCCGGGCACGCACCAACAAUUUUGAUUUCUGGUGGCAAACCACCAUCUGGAAUGGAUGUGAGAGCCACAGAAUCAGAAAAACUCAAUUCUUGAAGGAAGGUGAGGUUCUGUAUCUGGGUUGGCAGGGCCCUGAGAUUCCUACAAUUGGAUAUGCGAAAAAUUUUAAGAUUUGGGAUUGACAACCUGCCUUCGAGGAAGGAUUCUGAGGCAAGAGAAUCACCUAGACACGAAUAUUCAAGAUGACAUGUUCUAUUC